UGCAGCCUUCAUCUUUUUGUCAUCGCCGUGAGCUUUUCCCGAAGAAGUAGCGCCUCCUGUCGGUCGCUUUUCUUCUUCGUUUUUCUCCGGUCUUCUUCGUUUCCUCUCCGUUAUUCUUCGAGCUUCCUCGUCGGCCUUCGUGCUGCUUCGUUCGUCAUCUCGCUUCCUGGUUCCGCCGCUGAAGUGUCUCCGGCGCCCCGCUCAACAAGUCCAAAGUUGUCCAAACACGUUCGGAGGGAUGGCCGCCUUGACGGAGAGCCCUGAUGCGAGAGGGACGCCAGCGGCACCUCACCGAGAACUGUGACGUGCAAGACGACAGCGUCUCUUUUUGGAUUUCCACGAGCGGUUGGAAGCGAAGUAGGCGGGCUAGCUUUUAGCCACCUAGCGCGCUAGCUGCUCCUAGCUAGACAAACGUCAGAGCGAUCCGUUAUCCGCCCCGCGCGCGGGAGCUGGCGGACGCUUGGUCGGGUUCGGGUGUUCCAACGGCAGGCGUGGAGUCGGCCGUUAGCCGCUGGAACGGAGUGGAGCAUGGAGAACAGGGACAAGGUGCAGAUGCGGAACCACCCUCGCAGGCAGCUGAAGAAGCUGAGCGAGGACAGCCUGACCAAGCAGCCCGAGGAAGUGUUCGACGUCCUGGAGAAGUUGGGUGAAGGGUCGUACGGCUGCGUGUUCAAGGCUCACUACAGAGAGACGGGAGAGAUCGUGGCUAUCAAACAAGUUCCCGUCGAGUCGGACCUGCAGGAGAUCAUCAAGGAGAUCUCCAUCAUGCAGCAGUGCAACAGUCCACACGUGGUGCGCUACUACGGCAGCUACUUCAAGAACAGGGACCUGUGGAUUGUCAUGGAAUACUGCGGGGCGGGAUCUGUGUCCGACAUCAUACGCAUACGCAGCAAGACACUGAGUGAGGAGGAGAUCGCCAGCAUCCUUCAGUCGACGCUGAAGGGUCUGGAGUACCUUCACUUCAUGAGGAAAAUCCACCGCGACAUCAAGGCGGGAAACAUCCUCCUCAACACGGAGGGUCAGGCCAAGCUGGCCGACUUCGGCGUCGCCGGUCAGCUGACGGACACCAUGGCCAAGAGGAACACGGUGAUCGGGACGCCCUUCUGGAUGGCGCCAGAGGUGAUCCAGGAGAUCGGCUACAACUGCGUGGCCGACAUCUGGUCGCUGGGCAUCACCGCCAUCGAGAUGGCUGAGGGCAAGCCGCCCUACGCCGAUAUCCACCCCAUGAGGGCCAUCUUCAUGAUCCCCACCAACCCUCCCCCGACGUUCCGUAACCCCGAUUCGUGGUCGGCGCAAUUCCGGGACUUUGUGAGCCAGUGUUUGGUGAAGAACCCGGAGCACAGGGCCACCGCCACGCAACUGCUGCAGCAUGCUUUCAUCAAGGCGGCCAAGCCCAGCAGCAUCCUCAGAGCGCUCAUCAGCGACGCCAUGGACAUUAAAGCCAAACGGCAGGAGGCGGCGGCGGUGCUCGCCGAGCAGGAUGACGACAACGAAUACGACAAUUCUGAGGAGGACGAAGUGGACCAGGGCACCAUGGUGAGGGCGGGGCCAGGCGACUCGGCAACCAUGCGUGCCGCCAGUUCACUGGGCAACACGUUGAACGCCGCGGGCCAGCGAGACCCCGACAACGGGGAGGAGGAGGAGGCGGGAACCAUGCGCUUGCAGCUGGGGACCAUGAUCAUCAACUCUGAGGACGAGGACGAGGCGGGCACCAUGAAAAGGACAGACGAGGCGUCCCCGCCCGUCAAACCGUCCUUCUUGGAAUACUUUGAGCAGAAGGAGAAGGAGGCCAGCAGUCCAAAUGGACGACGCGGCGGAGAGGAGUGCAAAGUGCUCUCGGAUGCAGAUCUGCAGCUGGUGAGUUCGUGGUCGGUGGAGGACCUGCGUGUGCGUCUGGCGGCCUUGGACCCGCAGAUGGAGCAAGAAAUGGAGGAGAUCCGACAGCGCUAUCAAGCCAAGAGGAAACCCAUCCUGGACGCCAUCGAGGCCAAGAAGAGGCGACAGCAGCACAACAACUUGUGACUCCGGCGACGCAGCGGCAUUCGUUGGGGGGCCGGGAGGUCAGUGAACAUGAACUAACGUGCACACCAAAUGAUGAUUUGUGGCACAAAAUUCAUUUAAGGACAAAAUACAAAGGAAGAACGAAAAGAUGGCGCCAGGGCGUCCGCGCAAGCAAAACGAGCGCACCUUCUGUCAAAAUGCAAAGUUAGACUUGGACGGUUUCUAGCCAAGGUGCGCUCGUUUUGUCCUUCACCGGAAUGAAAAAGUCGCACCAUCAUGUCAUCAAGAACUAUUUUAUAUUUGGGAGUCCCCCGUUUGUAUUUUCGUGACCACCAAUGCUUAUUUUGCAUGCACGUUAUCCUGCACCCAUGAAAUAAUAUUUCGUGGCCUUACCGCGGCCGCAACUUUGUAUUUUGUGGCCACAGAAUGAGUUUUUUCUUGGCACGUCAUACCUCAACUUGGGUGUUUUGUAGCGAGCCAAUCAGAACAUCAUUUUUGGCCAUCAAAUGUGUUAUUUGUGGCAAUUUUCCUCCUCCCCCUAUUGCAUGUGAUGAACUUUGUGUACUUUCAACUUUGGAGAAAUCAUCUGCUCACCGGCCGUCUUUGAAGAUGACAGUGGCGAUACACUGGAGGAGGCCAUGUUGCCUUUAGGAAGCCAAUGUGGUUUCAUCGCACUACUUUUUUUUUUUCUUGUCUUUGGUUCCUGGCUUCUGCAAAGCCACCCUGCAACUUAGGGUGCACCCUUCAAGCUGCGCGCCGCCGUCGUUCCCAUGUGACCGGUGCCCAAGCACUUCCUAUCUUGCAUACUGUAGUUUUUACUUUUAUUUUAUUGUUUUCUGGGGGGGGGGAGGAUCGCAUGGUCAAAAAAGGGAACUACUGUUUGUCAAAAGCACUGGAGGAGAAAAUGCUGAAUUUCUUAGUCUUACUGUAAGCUGGAAGCAAAAUGGAAACCAUAAAAGUUUGGAUUUACAGGGCAGCUUUCAAAACUUUUCAGGGAAACUUGAGUGAGGCACACUUUCAUCUCGCGCCAGCAAGAAAAAAAAAAAUUAAUAAAAUAUGUCCACUUGGCUUUUGCUGGACAUUUCUGAAGUUUCAGCUUGAAUCCAAAAGCCUUCUCUGACUUUGAAAUCGGAGACUUGGACUUUGCCAAUGGAUCUUAUUUGACGCUGGCGGAGAAUUUGCUGCUUCAUCAAUUUUUUUGAUGGUUUACUGAUCAAUCGACUUUGGUUGGUUGGCUGAUUGGUCCAUUCAUUUGUCGAUUGGUUGUGUGGUUGAGCGGUUGGUUGAUUACUCGGUGAGUGGAUUGAUUGGUUGACUGAAAAAAAAAAUCGCUUUUCUGGUUGUUACUGCAUACAUCAAUUUAAUUCCAUCCACUAAGCAACCGAUGAACGAACUCACUCACUGGCCAAUCAGUUGAGCGCCUUUUGAAUUACAGCUGAAACAUUCCACUUUUUUUUCAUCAUUUUGAAUGACCGCGAAUGUACAAAAACUCAUAAAGCGACUCAACAUUCCCGUCACCCAACACAACCCCACUGACGGACACUUUGUCGAGAAACGUUGACUUCACGUGCUUAAGAGCCUUUUUUUUUAAGUUGUUUUGCUGCCUUCAAUUCAAAUGUUUGCUGUAUUUAAGUUGUCAACAGAAUAAAGACCCCUCAAAAAGUC
This is a messenger RNA of Hippocampus zosterae (dwarf seahorse), 3666 nucleotides long. RefSeq names its product serine/threonine-protein kinase 4-like. NCBI's taxonomy places the organism in Eukaryota, Metazoa, Chordata, Actinopteri, Syngnathiformes, Syngnathidae. Gene Ontology annotation, cellular component: cytoplasm. The transcript has 11 exons. The coding region runs from base 529 to 2022 and encodes 497 amino acids. The record is from RefSeq and is a predicted model, not a curated record. Gene Ontology annotation, molecular function: ATP binding; protein serine/threonine kinase activity. Gene Ontology annotation, biological process: regulation of MAPK cascade; intracellular signal transduction; protein tetramerization.